CCUACAAACCUGAAAAAAUUGGAUUAGCCAAAUAGGUAGGGUUUUAGUGAUUUUCUGGUGAGAGAUGUCGACGCCCACCGACCCUAUCAAUUCCGAUGCCGACCCCAAUUCUACCCUCACUCCCGAUUCUAUUCCCCAACCCAGUCCUCCCGUUGUUUGCCUCCUCAGAUUCGCCGGCGACUCCGCCGGCGGUGCUUUCAUGGGCUCCAUUUUUGGCUAUGGUUCAGGGUUGAUUAAGAAGAAGGGUUUAAAAGGAUCUCUUGCAGAUGCUGGGUCUUCUGCCAAGACAUUUGCAAUUUUAUCUGGAGUACACAGUUUAGUUGUCUGCUUUUUGAAGAGGUUGCGUGGAAAAGAUGACAUUAUAAAUGCAGGAGUAGCUGGAUGCUGCACUGGUCUUGCUCUAAGCUAUCCGGGUGCACCACAGGCUCUUCUUCAAAACUGUCUCACUUUUGGGGCCUUCUCCUUCGUAAUUGAAGGUCUUAACCAAAGACAAUCAGCAAUGGCCAUGCCGUUGUCAACUAGCGCAAGGAAGCAACAAGACUAUGGGACACUUCCUCCUCUGGCUAUUCCCCUGGCCAAGGAACUCAAGGAGUCCUUUCAAUCAUUUUGCCAGUCUAUAGGAAAAGAAGUCGCUGCCCCGCGCCCAUGGUAACGCCUUGUAGGGAGUUUUCAAGCAGAAAUGUCAAUUGCAUUCCCAUAAUGACCGAGGCUUCAAACUUCACCUUGUCAUCUCUAAAGAGCUCAACUAAAUGAAGGUUUCGGUUGGUGGUAGAUAAAAGCUUUGUUUACUUGCGUAGUAAGACUGCAUCACCUACGUUUAAAUGCUUGAAUAUGUACAACAAUUUAUUUUUACUAGCUAAUGAAAAAUGUCGCCUCGUCUCUA
Messenger RNA from Salvia hispanica, 883 nucleotides. Its product is annotated as chloroplastic import inner membrane translocase subunit TIM22-2-like. Gene Ontology annotation, biological process: protein insertion into mitochondrial inner membrane; protein targeting to chloroplast. Lineage: Eukaryota; Viridiplantae; Streptophyta; Magnoliopsida; Lamiales; Lamiaceae. The record is from RefSeq and is a predicted model, not a curated record. Gene Ontology annotation, molecular function: transmembrane protein transporter activity. Gene Ontology annotation, cellular component: TIM22 mitochondrial import inner membrane insertion complex; chloroplast envelope.